CGGCCUUUGUGGCAGCGCAGCGCUCACCGAAGCUGUCCCCAGCCGCUCCGAUCGCUUCGCACGUGCACCCGUGCAGCGCAUCGAUCCGAUCGGCCCUCGGCGCCGGCACCCGGUGAGCCGGCAGGGCUCCGCAGCAGCAGCUGCCAACUCGGCCAAGCGCCGCGCCGCCGCUAGCGCACCGCUAGCAGCGCGCAAACGACACAAUUGCGCUCGCCGCCCACAACGCCAUGCCCGGGUCGGGACCGCGCGUCGACCCGAGCGCCUACGCCGCGACGCGGCAAGCGAACAUCGCGCGCGCCGCGGAGCUGCGCGCCCAGCGUAGAGCUGAGAGCAACGGCGGCGAUUCGUUGGAUGCGCUGACCCAGGACGCGCGGCCGGCGCGCAAACCGAGGAAGGAGGUUGCGCCCGGCUGGACGCAGCACACGUGCAAGAAGACCGGGAAAAGUUAUUAUCACCACGCGGCCACCGCAAAAACGACGUGGACGCGGCCGCCGGGGUGCUACGACGAGCGCGAGAACGUCCAUCCUUCCCAGAAUGACGUGCCUCUGCAGGAGGCGAACGGUAGAUCUAGAAGAAGGGACGACGACGUCAGGGCGAGUUCGUCGCAGAUGAGCGAGAGCGAGUUCGAGAGCUGGCUGGAGGUUCUUAAAAGACGUACUCUCACUGGUUCGCAAGCUAGACGGGCGUCGUCGGCGUUGGCGCGCUACGGCGCCGCGGCGCUGGACGAGCCCCAGCUCGGACGGAGCGACUCGCUCCAGUCUCUGAAAAAUUCAUUGCGAUCGAAGCGGGGCCAGACCUCGGAGACGCUGCGGACCAAGUCCGCCGCUGAUAUUGUUGAUGAUGAGCCUCAGGAGGAGCCCGUCCGUCGCGCGAAGACGGAGCAGAACAGGAGACCUCGAGGGAGGCCGGAGUGGAAUUCCGACUUUGCGACGGACACUACCGCUGAUGAUGAUCGUAGACGCGAGGAGGAGGAGGCCGAGCAGCAACGGGCGCUGGCGCAGCGCCGGCGAGCUGCCCCUAAACCUGUGGACGACCUGCCGGCGGGCUGGACGAAGCACGUCGACAAGCGCACGGGCGCGACCUUCUACCGGGACGAAGCCGCCGGCGAGUCGACGUGGACGAAGCCGACGCAGCCGGCGCGCGGCGCGGCGCCCCCUCCUCAGGAGGAGGCCUACGACGAGCCUCCUGCACAGAAAGGCUACGACGCCUCGGGCGCCGGCGCGCGCCACCGGACCAUGUGGAAGCCCACCAACGACGAGGAGGAGGACCAGGGCCGGUGGAGCCCGCCCGCCCGGGCGCAGCGCCAGGCGUCGCCCCAGAAGCGGUCGCCGGUCAAGCGCCAGGCGUCGCCGGGGCCCGCGGCUCGCAUGAGCCCCGGACCGGAUAAUGGCGGUGUGCCCGACGGCGCCGCGAACGCGCGGUUAGAUGAUGCUUGUACGACGUGCGGGCGGAAGAUGGCCGGCACCGCUCUAGAUCGCAUGGAAAAAAUUCACGGCCAGCGCUGCUGCCCGAAGUGCGCGCCGAAGAAAGCUCGCAAAACCUUCAACAUGGCGGCCAAGCGCGCUGACGGCUUCGACGGCGACGAGCGAAGGAAGGUCCUCGACGGGGCCAAGCAGGUCAAGCGCGAGCUGAAGCAGAAGAAGAACUCCUUCGGCGGCUCUGGCGUCAAGGAGGGCAAGUGGAAGGCCCAGUCGAAUCAGUUAAGAGAGGCCAUGGCGAACAUGCGCGCGAUCACCAAGGCGGAGAAGGAGGGAAAACCCUUGCCGCCGGCGAUGCCGAGCGGGCCGGACAUGUCUCUCAUAGGCUGCCCGCACUGCGGCCGGCGCUUCAAUCAAAAAGCGGCUGAAAGACACAUCCCGAAGUGCCAGUCGAUCAAAGCCAAGCCCAAGACUCUUACCAGAGGCUCCGGGCGCGGCCUCGGCCGGCGAUAGGCUGCAGCUCGUCCCUCCCCGCGACGCGCGCCCCUCGCCUCCGAUUUUAAAUUAGAUUUCGAUCA
Pelagomonas calceolata is the source of this 1996-nucleotide messenger RNA. NCBI's taxonomy places the organism in Eukaryota, Pelagophyceae, Pelagomonadales, Pelagomonadaceae. The record is from the annotation of a GenBank genome assembly.